AUGGGGAGGAAAACUUCGAAAAAUCGCAAAUCGGAGAAGGUUAUGGAGAUUUCUCUGCCUACAAAUGUGCAGAAACACAUCAAUAUCACCUUCGAUCCCGCAACCGGAACGUUUCAGGGGAUCAACGAAGAGUUUCGAAAAAUGAUUGAUAAUCUGGGUAUCACUUUUGAAGAUAAGAAUAAAAAUGCAGACAAAAUUAUCAAUGCUGUCAACGCGAUAGAGGAAGCACAACGACCGAAGUACAUCGGUUUUGAUCCCCAUCUCCUGGGUGAUCUUCCCGAGUGUGACGAAGUCGAAGACGACCAUAAACCACACGAGAUUACCAUCGGAAUGCCCCAAAAGCCUUCCCGAUCGCCAACACGGUCCGUUUAUCCGGUCGUCCCACCCUUGCCCACAGCCAAAUCGCACGAUGACACCAAAAAGAUUACAGAUGAUUUGAAAGCCAUCGCCUUAUCCAAAGCACCUCCUAAGACUCCCCCAGCACAAGAUGAACUUCGACAGGUCAAACCGAAAGAAGUGUCAACUAAAAAUGCUGCCCCUGCACUACGUCGCAAAGUCCGGAAGAAGAUGAGUGAUGCUGAAUUCUUCGCUGCCCUGGAAAAGGUAAUCACUCCGGGUGAUCCACAUUCCAACUAUACACUGAUCGAGAAAGUCGGAUCUGGUGCGUCCGGGACGGUUCAACGCUCUCGGGACAAUCGGAAUCGACAAAUGGUUGCAAUCAAGGUCAUGAAACUGGACAAACAACCUAAUCGGGAUUUGAUUAUUUCGGAAAUUGAUGUGAUGCGAGAGUUGCGUCACGAAAGUAUUGUCAAUUAUCUGGAAUCCUAUCUUCUCCGAAAGGAGAAUGAGCUAUGGGUUGUGAUGGAAUAUCUGGAUGGAGGUGCUCUCACGGAAGUGGUCACAGAGACUGUCAUGGAUGUGCCCACCAUUGCCGCGGUCACGCGGGAGUGUGUUAAGGCGCUCGCGUUUCUUCACGAUAAGAAUAUUAUCCACCGUGAUAUCAAAUCCGACAACGUCUUGUUGGGACGAAAGGGUCAAGUGAAAGUGACCGAUUUCGGUUUCUGCGCACAGCUUGGUAAUCGACAAAGUAAACGAGACACAAUGGUCGGCACACCGUACUGGAUGGCCCCGGAAGUGGUGAACAAAACUGUCCAAUAUGGUCAGAAAAUCGACAUCUGGUCGUUGGGCAUUAUGGUGAUUGAAAUGAUCGACGGCGAACCGCCAUACCUGCACGAGCAGCCGCUUCGAGCAAUCAUGUUAAUUCAAGCCAACGGCAAACCACAUCCGAAAACCAAACAUAUCGAUCGGUCCAUGCAACAAUUUCUCGAUCGGUGCUUGGUGGUCAAUCCGGAUCAAAGAGCUAGCGCGAAAGAUCUGUUACAGGAUCCGUUCCUCCGUAAUGCCGGUUCUCUAUCUAACCUUGCCGUGCUAAUCGACGCGGCCAAACGUGCACAAGGCAAAUAG
Messenger RNA from Echinostoma caproni, 1464 nucleotides. The record is from the annotation of a GenBank genome assembly. Lineage: Eukaryota; Metazoa; Platyhelminthes; Trematoda; Plagiorchiida; Echinostomatidae.